CGACAUUAGAGGCGGGGGUUCGGUUGUCACCCAGAUUAUGGAGGUUCAGCGUAGAGGCCUGAGGUUGUUGAAUAGUCACGAACACAUUGAGUCAAAGAAGGUACAGCCAUCAGUUGUGAAGAAUCCCGGAAUCAUACUCGCUAAACAAUAUGCUAAGAAACCAGUCUCCAGCAAAUCCGUUGUUAACAAAGCCGCACCGUUCAUUAUUUUCCAGGACCCUAUUGAAAUUCGCUGCCAGCACUGUGGUGCCUUGCGUUCUAAAAUCGCUCAGGAUCAACCUCUUAGCUUUUCCAAGGAGUGUAGAGAGAUAGCUACCCAAUCAGAAGACACAGACUUGGAUACUUGGUUGUGUUCAGAGCGACCACCGGAAAAGUAUUGGGAAGCUCUCGCGGAAGAGAGGCGGGUAGCUCUAAAGGAAACUUUAGAUGAAAAUAUGGAGCUCUGUGCACUCGUCGAAAAACUGAACCUUGAAAUCGAAAGGCUAAGUGCUAUCGCUUCACAUGCUGAUCACUUUGCUGCAGUUUAUAAUACGUUCAAAAAUCAAGAAGCACACACUAAUCACGCAACAAAACUUCGAGAUUCCAGCUGUGAACCUAACCCAACGUAAACGUUUCCUAUCGGACUAACAACCUUAGUGAAAAGCUUGUAACAAUAGAUUUUGUGAUUAUUUUUGUAUUUGUGUAUGAUCUUGUGAUACUAAUAGAUGUUAUUUAUGUCUUCUAUUUUGUACUGGUAUGCUAAUAGUUCUGUGA
This is a messenger RNA of Schistosoma turkestanicum, 752 nucleotides long. Lineage: Eukaryota; Metazoa; Platyhelminthes; Trematoda; Strigeidida; Schistosomatidae. The record is from the annotation of a GenBank genome assembly.